AUGAGUAACGAAAAUUUUGCGGCAAUAGAGUCAAGGAAGAGGAGAAGGAGAACGACGCCGCAAGAGCUGCAACUAUUAGAGGAAGAAUACCUGAGAAAUCCACUUCCAAGCGCGAGCAAGCGCGCAGAGAUUGCGCAGAAUGUUGGAAUGUCGUCGCGAAAUGUGCAAGUAUGGUACCAGAACAAGCGACAGAAUGAGAAGCGCAGACAAUUCAACAAUAACGAGAAUGAGCCAUUGACAUUCGUAGAGACGAGCUUUGAUAGUGGCUCAAAGGUAAAGCGGACGACUAAUUUGUUUAAGAGCAAAAGCACGAUAAAGCAGUCGCCUAAAAUUGCCGAAGCCGAGGCAGACGCAGAUGCAACGAAUUCCGCGCAGCCCCUCACGAGUUAUUCCAAACAGGUGGAUCACGUGGUCCAAAAAGUACCGCCAUCGCCAGUAGAGACGCUGCCUAAGGACGUCAAGCCAAGGGGAAGAGUAGCAAUGAAUCUGAACAGCCUCUUAUGCGCGCCGUCGUCGCCCCAAGCGAAGAAGCGGGGCGUUUGGCCGUAG
Molecule: messenger RNA, 549 nt
Organism: Wallemia ichthyophaga EXF-994
Lineage: Eukaryota; Fungi; Basidiomycota; Wallemiomycetes; Wallemiales; Wallemiaceae
Product: Homeobox protein YOX1
Exons: 2
Coding region: 1-549 (182 amino acids)
Biological process (GO): cell differentiation; regulation of transcription by RNA polymerase II
Molecular function (GO): RNA polymerase II cis-regulatory region sequence-specific DNA binding; DNA-binding transcription factor activity, RNA polymerase II-specific
Source: RefSeq, a predicted model, not a curated record